Suillus subalutaceus is the source of this 1170-nucleotide messenger RNA. RefSeq lists its product as uncharacterized. Gene Ontology annotation, biological process: carnitine biosynthetic process. Bases 1 to 1170 code for a protein of 389 amino acids. The record is from RefSeq and is a predicted model, not a curated record. The transcript has 4 exons. Gene Ontology annotation, molecular function: oxidoreductase activity. Gene Ontology annotation, cellular component: mitochondrion. Lineage: Eukaryota; Fungi; Basidiomycota; Agaricomycetes; Boletales; Suillaceae.
AUGAUGAACUUGGGAUAUCAGUGCGGUCUACAUUCCCAGCUGAUUGUUCCUGCUCUCGGUGCUUCUUUUCCUCAUAGAUGGUUGCGAGAUGCCUGCCAAUGCACAGCCUGCGUACAUCCUUCUACAUCUCAGAAGCUUCGUAGGACAUCGGAUAUUCCCGCUGAUGUUCAUCCCAUUCCUUAUGGCGUAACUUUCCAGGAUAGUGGCAUACACGUCGAGUGGGCAGAUAAUCACAAAUCGUUUUACGAGCACUCUUUCUUGGAACGCUACUCAUCCGCUCAACGACUGUCGUCUUUUCACAAAGAUGUAAAACCGACAUCUUGGGAUGUAUCUACCAUCUCCCAAGCACCUGACCUCUACAUGACCUAUGAAGCCAUAAAGAAGCCUUCCCAGCUACUCUCUGCCAUCACCCAGCUUACCCGUUAUGGACUACUCUUCCUUACAGGUGUCCCGAACACCGAACACACAAACGAGACAUGCGAGCUCCGCAAACUUGCUAAUAUUUUUGGCGAACUGCGCGAAACCUUUUAUGGGGAACUGUGGGAUGUCAAGAACAUCCGUAACAGCAAAAAUAUUGCCUAUACUAAUCUUGACUUAGGUAUGCAUAUGGAUCUGUUAUACUUCCAACACCCUCCUCGAUAUCAAAUUCUCCACUGCCUUCGCAAUCGUGUUAUAGGCGGUACCUCACGUUUUAUUGAUGGUCUCCGCGCCGCGGAGACAUUGCGGAAGACCCAUCCAAUGGACUUUGAUACCCUGACUACUACACCGGUUCCAUUCCAUUACGUCAAUGAUGGACAUCACCUUCAUUACGAGCACCCUACCAUCGAACUUGCUUCGUUGCCCGUAACAAUAGGAACUGACUCACAGACCACCAGUAUCUCUGCAUCCAGCGUGCCAGAAAUUAAGCACAUUAAUUAUUCCCCGCCUUUCCAAGCCCCUCUGCUGUUAGAUUCAACUCCUCCCUCAUUUUACGAUUAUACCCUGCGCGAAGGCGAUGCCGUCUUGUUCGACAAUCGGCGGGUUUUGCACUCACGCGCUUCAUUCACUGACGAUGGCUCCGGUGCGGAUGCAUAUGGCGAGACCAAUCGAUGGCUGAAGGGUUGUUAUCUCGAAGCUGAUGCCAUUUUAGAUCGAGGAAGGGUGUUGAGGACGAAGCUUGAGUCGCUGUAG